This is a messenger RNA of Diorhabda sublineata, 989 nucleotides long. It is a transcript of the gene Trs23, whose product is annotated as trafficking protein particle complex subunit 4. The coding region runs from base 220 to 873 and encodes 217 amino acids. The record is from RefSeq and is a predicted model, not a curated record. Lineage: Eukaryota; Metazoa; Arthropoda; Insecta; Coleoptera; Chrysomelidae. The transcript is spliced from 2 exons. Gene Ontology annotation, cellular component: TRAPP complex. Gene Ontology annotation, biological process: endoplasmic reticulum to Golgi vesicle-mediated transport.
UUUGGAUAAAUUGUGUUGAAAAAUCUUUUUCAUAUAACUGCUUAGUUAAAUAUGCUAUAUAGUCAUGAAUAGAGAAAGUAGGUUAUAUUAAAGUGUUACUUAUUUACUGGAAAUUACAGACCACUAUCUAGAUAUCAAAAAACUGAAGUGUAGAAGAAAAUAAUACCAGUAGCUUGUUUUUGCUGAAAAUAAAUAAAAACAUAUUUUGCUCUAAAGAACAUGGUCAUUUAUGGUAUUUACAUUGUGUCAAAAUCUGGAGGAUUAAUAUUUAAUUAUGACAAUGUAGUUCCGAAAAUUGAAACGGAAAAAAAAUUUAGUUACCCAUUGGAUAUAAAGUUACGAACAGAAAAUAAAAAGAUUGUCGUCGAGUUUGGACAAAAAGAAGGAAUUCAGGUUGGUCAUGUUUUAAAUGCCAUAAAUGGUAUACCAGUUACCGGCCAUCAAAUGGAUAAUGGACAAAGUGCAUUAGAAUUCCUUGACAAAAAAGAAAAUUAUCCAGUUACCUUACAAUUCGGAAGGCCGAAAAUGACUACAAAUGAAAAAAUAUUUCUGGCCAGUAUGUUUUAUCCAUUGUUUGCAAUUGCUAGCCAGUUAAGUCCUGAACCGAAAUCUUCUGGAAUAGAGGUUCUUGAAGCUGAUACAUUCCGAUUAAAUUGUUUUCAAACUCUUACUGGUGUCAAAAUUAUGAUAGUAUCAGAUAGGGCUCAAAUAGGAGUGGAGAUAUUACUUAAACGCAUUUAUGAGUUGUAUGCUGAUUAUGCUUUAAAAAAUCCAUUUUAUUCUUUAGAAAUGCCUAUAAGGUGUGAAUUAUUUGAUAGUAAUUUGAAAAAUGUAUUAGAACAGAUAGAAAAAGUAGGUAUAAAUAAUAUAUAAGCUUUCCUAGUAUUUAUAGAAGCAUUUAAGGAUUCUAAUAUACACUGCUGGCCAAAAAUUUAAAACCAUCUUAAUUAAACUUAAAUCAUCCAAUAAAACACUGAUUUUUCAUCAAA